GAGCCGUGCGGGGGAUGGUCCGGGCCCUGCGGCCCCAGCAAGGGGCGAGCGGACAGCCGGUCGGCUAGUUGGGCAAUAGGAAACGGUUUAUUAGGAGGGAGUGGUGGAGCCGGGCCAGGCAGGAAGACGCUGGAAUAAGAAACAUUUUUGCUCCAGCCCCUUUCCCAGUCCCGGGAGGCCGCCGCGCCAUCCGCGCAGAGCGAGCCCCUCCCGGGUCCCAGCGCCGUCCAGGGCUGCACAAGACCCGCGCCGCCGUCCAGCCCUCGCUGGGCUACCGCGGCCUCUGCCGGGGAAGGGGACGUGCCCGGCCCGCUGCCCGCAGGGCGGGUCCAGAGGGACCAUGAUCUUGGACCCCCCCAGGAGAGGCCUUCUGAUGUUCCUGAUGGCCUUGGGCCUGACCCAGGGUGACCCCAUGAAGCCCUCUCGGGGUCCGCUGGUCACCUGCACCUGUGAGAGCCCACAGUGCAGGGGGCCUACCUGCCAGGGGUUCUGGUGCACAGUCGUGCUGGUGCGGGAGGAGGGCCGGCAGCCCCAGGAGCACCGGGGCUGCGGGAGCCUGCAUGAGGAGCUGUGCCUGGGGCGCCCCACCGAGUUCGUCAACCACUACUGCUGCUACAGCAACCUCUGCAACCACAACGUGUCCCUGGUCCUGGAGGCCACCCAAAUUCCUCCGGAGCAGCCGAAGGUAGAUGGGCAGCUGCCUCUGAUCCUGGGCCCUGUGCUGGCCUUGUUGGCCCUGGGGGCCCUGGGGGCCCUGGGCCUGUGGCAUGUCCGGCGGAGGCAGGAGAAGCAGCGGGUCCUGCACAGCGAGCUGGGCGAGUCCAGCCUCAUCCUGAAGGCAUCCGAGCAGGGGGACAGCAUGCUGGGGGAUCUCCUGGACAGUGACUGCACCACAGGCAGUGGCUCAGGACUCCCCUUCCUGGUGCAAAGGACAGUGGCACGGCAGGUGGCCCUCGUGGAGUGUGUAGGCAAGGGUCGCUACGGUGAGGUGUGGCGUGGCCUGUGGCAUGGAGAAAGCGUGGCCGUCAAGAUCUUCUCUUCAAGGGAUGAACAGUCCUGGUUCCGGGAGACUGAGAUCUAUAAUACAGUGCUGCUCAGGCACGACAACAUCCUCGGCUUUAUUGCCUCGGACAUGACCUCCCGCAACUCGAGCACGCAGCUGUGGCUCAUCACGCACUACCACGAGCACGGCUCCCUCUACGACUUUCUGCAGAGGCAGACACUGGAGCCGCAGCUGGCCCUGAGGCUAGCUGUGUCGGCUGCCUGCGGCCUGGCUCACCUGCACGUGGAGAUCUUUGGCACGCAGGGCAAGCCGGCCAUUGCCCACAGAGACCUCAAAAGCCGCAACGUCCUGGUCAAGAGCAACCUGCAGUGCUGCAUCGCUGACCUGGGCCUGGCUGUGAUGCACUCCCAGGGUAGUGAUUACCUGGACAUCGGGAACAACCCACGAGUGGGCACCAAGCGGUACAUGGCCCCCGAGGUGCUGGAAGAACAGAUCCGCACUGACUGCUUCGAGUCCUACAAGUGGACAGACAUCUGGGCCUUUGGCCUGGUGCUAUGGGAGAUUGCCCGUCGGACCAUUGUCAACGGCAUUGUGGAGGACUACAGGCCACCCUUCUAUGAUGUGGUGCCCAAUGACCCCAGCUUUGAGGACAUGAAGAAGGUGGUGUGUGUUGAUCAGCAGACCCCCACCAUCCCCAACCGGCUGGCUGCUGACCCGGUCCUCUCAGGCCUGGCUCAGAUGAUGCGGGAGUGCUGGUACCCCAACCCCUCUGCCCGCCUCACUGCACUGCGAAUCAAGAAGACACUGCAGAAAUUGAGCAACGGUCUUGAGAAGCCCAAAGUGAUUCACUAGCCACAGGCCUGAAGUCCGACUCUCCUCUGCCUGCAGUGCAUGUGGGGUGGGGAGGCAGACGGUGGCCCAGGGGCGGCUGUGCCUGCCGGCUCAUCUAGCCAAAAAUACAGCUGGGCUGAAACCCGAUCUUCCGCCGUCUGGCCUGCUCAAAGCAGCAGGCUCCCUGACGCCUGGCUCCCUUCUCACCCUUAUGCCCCGGGUGCAGUCCCUACCACCCCCAGGACAGGAUGCGAAAGAGGCCCCAGAGCCAGGGUGGCCAGGCCAGGGAAUCCCAGUCGUGGGCCUGGAGCCCAGGUCUGCACUUUUCCCCCUGCCCUCGGUCAACCCCGCUGCCCCACCAGAGCUGCCAGGGUGACGCAGGGUUCUCUCUAGCCUUCAGGACACAUCCUGCCUCUGGCAUCAGCCCCACACCCACAGUCCAUCAUUUCCUCUCUGUGGGCUUGUCCGGGGUCUCUGUCUCCUGGACAUGACCCCACCAGCCGAGUGCCAGCCGCCUGGGAGAGCUGGGGCCCUCCCUAGCUCACUUCUUAGGGCGUUAAACCCAAGGAAUCCUGCUGCAGCCAUGGCUGGGUUGGAGGACUGCAGAGAGGUAGUUGGUCAGACGGGGGAGGCCCAGCACCUUCAGAACAACGGGGAGAUGCUAAAGCCAAGCACAGCUGGGGAAAGGCUCAGCUGGGAGUCAGGAGACCCAUGUUUUGGUCCUGGGCAAUUGCUCUAUGGGACAAGAAUGAAGUCUUCACUGUCUGGAACCUCUGUUUCCUCAUCUACCUAUUGCAAGAUUCAGUCCUGAUGUCCUUUGA
Mustela lutreola (European mink) is the source of this 2655-nucleotide messenger RNA. It is a transcript of the gene ACVRL1, whose product is annotated as activin A receptor like type 1. The record is from RefSeq and is a predicted model, not a curated record. Gene Ontology annotation, cellular component: plasma membrane; BMP receptor complex. The transcript has 10 exons. Bases 341 to 1855 code for a protein of 504 amino acids. Gene Ontology annotation, molecular function: SMAD binding; ATP binding; transforming growth factor beta receptor activity, type I. Lineage: Eukaryota; Metazoa; Chordata; Mammalia; Carnivora; Mustelidae. Gene Ontology annotation, biological process: protein phosphorylation; transforming growth factor beta receptor signaling pathway; angiogenesis.